Messenger RNA from Triticum aestivum (bread wheat), 673 nucleotides. RefSeq names its product photosystem II 10 kDa polypeptide, chloroplastic. Bases 117 to 539 code for a protein of 140 amino acids. The transcript is spliced from 5 exons. Gene Ontology annotation, cellular component: photosystem II oxygen evolving complex; photosystem II; thylakoid membrane. The record is from RefSeq and is a predicted model, not a curated record. Gene Ontology annotation, biological process: photosynthesis. Lineage: Eukaryota; Viridiplantae; Streptophyta; Magnoliopsida; Poales; Poaceae.
UCAAAUCCUUUUCACUCACUGUCUGCCACUCCCCAGCCUCCCUGUAUUUAAACCCAUGCAUUAGCCGUGAGAGAAACUAAAUCGAACUAAAAGAGGGUGAUCCAGUGAGCACAAACAUGUCUGCCUCUGUCAUGGCGUCUAUGGUUCUGACGAAGCCAUCUCCCUCUCCACUGUUAGAACGAGCGAAACUCCGAGGUUUGCGACCAUCGGCGAGGCCAUCGCUGCUCAUAGUAGCCAGCAAGAAGGCGAAGAAGGUCCAGACUGCCCAACCCUACGGGCCUGGUGGUGGAGUGGAGUUCAAGGAAGGCGUCGAUGCGUCUGGAAGGGUAGCCAAGGGGAAGGGUGUCUACCAGUUUGCCGACAAGUAUGGAGCAAAUGUUGAUGGGUACAGCCCAAUAUAUACACCAGAAGAAUGGUCCCCAAGUGGUGACGUUUAUGUUGGAGGAAAGACAGGGCUGUUUCUCUGGGCAAUCACUCUUGCUGGAAUUCUGCUGGGCGGUGCUCUGCUUGUCUACAAUACUAGUGCCUUGGCUUCUUGAAGCCUGUGCGGCAAACCAAAAUAUGAAUCAAACGAUGUGUACUGUACGGGUUACAACCGCAACGACAUAUGUAACUGGAUGUAAAUAUCAGUACCCGCAGGCCGCAGUCAAUAAUACCGACAAUUAAUUACUAA